Molecule: messenger RNA, 780 nt
Organism: Meloidogyne enterolobii
Lineage: Eukaryota; Metazoa; Nematoda; Chromadorea; Rhabditida; Meloidogynidae
Source: the annotation of a GenBank genome assembly
AUGUUACCUGGAUCAGGCAAAAUCCCCCGUUUAGUUUGUGCUUUAAUUCAAAUAAUUCCAAUUGGUGGUUGUCUAAAUGUUUUUAGUUUAAUGUUGGUUAUUGGAAUUGACAGAAUGUUGGGGAUAUUUUGCCCUAUUUGGUAUUCAACACGAAGUGACAAAAAUUAUUUAAAAUUAUUAUUUUCACUUUCUUUAUCAUUUCCCUUUAUAUUUUUAUGUUUUGUAAUUCGUUCAUUAAUACAAGACCCUUUUCUACAAAUCCAAUGUUUCUUUCCUGAUUUAGUUGGAAUUGAUGGACAAAAUUUUUUCGACAUGACACAAUUAUUAUUAAUGUUUAUGACUUUGGGAUGUUAUAUUCUUAUGCUAGUUAAAUUAAUUUAUGAUCAGAAGAAAGGAAAAGGUUGUUCAAUACGUAAAUCUAUAUAUAAAACACUUGCUUUAAUUAUGGGAAUACAAAUUGGUGGAUAUAUUUCUACAUUAAUUGUUUAUAAUAUUUUUAAUCAAAUUUCUUCUAAUUUCACUGCAGAACAAUCACAAAUAAUUGGUUGUAUAAUUAAUGUAGCUUCUUCUUUGAGUUCAUCUGUUGAAGUACCGGCUAUUUUUAUUGUUAGUACUGAACAUCGUUUGGCGUUAAAAGAAGAAUUUAAAUGGUUUUUUAAUUUAUUUUCAAAAAAUAAUAAAAAUACUGCAAAAGUAUUUACUUUAACAAAUAAAAAUACAUUAACUGUUAAUACUAAAACAAUUACAAAAACAAAUAAUGGAAUUGCUAAUGUUGGAUAG